Messenger RNA from Symbiodinium pilosum, 386 nucleotides. The record is from the annotation of a GenBank genome assembly. Lineage: Eukaryota; Dinophyceae; Suessiales; Symbiodiniaceae.
GUUGGGCCACGCUUGCAGCGUGUUUUUUGCUGGCUAGCGGUGCUGGCACCCAUGACUCCCAUGUUGCCGAAGACGGCAAGAAUGACACCCUUCACUGCGCGGAGGAACACGCAGGCCAUCAUGGCAUCAGCGGCAUUUGGUUCGGGUGUGCUGACGAUUAUGAGUUGGAGUUCUUCGAAGAGGUCACGGUAGUCAUUCUUGUGAGCCUGACCCUGAUGGUGGAAGUGCUGACCCACAAGCUAUAUCAUAUUGCCGAGCACUCUUCGGUCACGGGGCUUACCCAAGAGGAACAUGCAGCUCAUGAUUUAGAGAAGAAGAGCUUGGAGCCAUUGUGGCUUGUGUUCUUCAAUCGCGUCACUGCAGAGUUCACUGUGCUUGGAAUCCUG